Molecule: messenger RNA, 2336 nt
Organism: Hevea brasiliensis (rubber tree)
Lineage: Eukaryota; Viridiplantae; Streptophyta; Magnoliopsida; Malpighiales; Euphorbiaceae
Product: YTH domain-containing protein ECT1
Exons: 7
Coding region: 238-2100 (620 amino acids)
Biological process (GO): mRNA destabilization
Cellular component (GO): cytoplasm
Molecular function (GO): mRNA binding
Source: RefSeq, a predicted model, not a curated record
UGGUGCAAUUUAAAGCCUCUUGUCCCCUCCAUAUAUGUAAACUGUGUCUCUAAAACCCCAACUCUUGGGUUUUGGCGGCUGCCCCUUCUCCAAGCGCUCUCUCUCUAGAGUCUCUCGCGUCUCUUCCUUGACCUUUCCCCAAAAAUCCCCACCUCUUAAAUUCUCCUCUCGCUUUAAAUUCUAGGGUUUCUCUUUCUUUCUUUAUCGUUUAUCAAUAUCAUCAGCAUCACCGUCAUCAUGGCAGCUGUUUCUUCUCCUUCUGAUCGUAUCCUUACUAACUUCCCUCUUCUGGAGGUUGCAGAUGUGAUGGAGAAUUUGUCAUUAGAUUCUCAGACAAAGAGUGCUGAAAUUCCUGAACCCACAAAGAAGGGCAUCUAUGGCAAUAAUGAAACUUUUAUGUACCAUCAAGGCUAUGGUUAUGCACCUUUCGGGGCAUAUCCUUCACCAAGUUCUACUGUGCCUACAAGGGGAAAUGAUGGCCAGCUGUAUGGUACAGAGCACUAUCUGUACCCUAGUCCUUUUUACCAGGCUUCGGCUUCAACUGGCACACUUUAUUCUCCUAACUCAGCCAGUGCUUCCCAAGCAGAGGUUCCAACUUCUGCUGCAGCUGAUAAGGCGGCUUCGUCUGUUGGGACUGCUGCAGGAAACACCAAUAAUACAGUGAACAUUGGAAACAGUGGAAGUGUAAAUAGAAGUAAUCGACCAAAACCUUUCAGACCUAGUAAUCGAAAUUCAUCUGCAAGUUUAAAUGUUCCCUAUAACGGGGGAAGUUUACCAACAGGAUUUCCUUCACACGGUUAUCAAGACCCAAGGUUUGGAUACGAUGGAUUUCAGUCACCGAUCCCAUGGUUAGAUGCCUCUAUGUUUCCUAAUGGGCCUCCUGGACAUGCAAUCAGCACUGCAUUCUCUUCACCAGUGGCUACAAGACCAAUGUCUGGUUUGGGCCUAGCUUCUGGAGGCAUGAACAUGUACCCAAACAAUAGAAUGUAUGGCCAAUAUGGAUACAGACCUGGUGCAGGUUUUGGAUCCUUUGGUGGUAAUUCGUGGACAAAUGGACGUGGGUGGGUGGUUGUUGAUAAUAAGUACAAAUCUAAGGGCAGCUAUGGCAAUGAGAAUAUGGAAGGUUUAAGUGAGUUGAAUAGAGGACCUAGGGCCAAGGGUUUUAAGAACCAAACGGAGUUGGACGCUGUUCCUCAGGCAGUCCAGGGGCAAAACCUGUCAGUGACUGAGGAUAACAAGGAGGAUAGUUUGCCUCAAAUGUCAGAGAAGGAACAGUACAACAGGGAGGAUUUUCCUGAGGAUUACUCAAACGCAAAAUUUUUUGUUAUUAAGUCGUACAGUGAGGAUGAUGUUCAUAAAUGCAUCAAAUAUGGUGUGUGGGCAAGCACGCCAAAUGGAAAUAAGAAGCUGGAUGCAGCUUACCAUGAAGCCAAAGAAAUUCCUGGUGGCUGUCCUGUAUUUCUACUAUUCUCUGUCAACACCAGUGGGCAAUUUGUUGGUUUGGCGGAGAUGGCGGGGGCAGUUGAUUUUAACAAAACAGUAGAGUAUUGGCAGCAGGAGAAGUGGAUUGGUUGCUUCCCUGUCAAGUGGCAUAUUAUUAAGGAUGUGCCAAAUAGUUCUUUGAGGCACAUAGCUCUUAAAAACAAUGAGAACAAGCCUGUCACUAAUAGUAGAGAUACACAAGAGGUUAUCUUGGAUGAAGGUAUUCAGAUACUUAAAAUUUUUAAGGGUCAUAAGGGCAAGACAUCUAUCCUGGAUGAUUUUGGGUUUUAUGCGGCUCGUGAAAGGAUUAUGCAGGAGAAAAGGGCUAAGCAAAAGAUUCAAAAACAGGUUUUUGAUGGGAAGCCUGGCGAUGACUUGGCCACUAAUAAAGAGAAACUUGCGAUGAUGGGUAAAGACAGUUCACAAAAAUCCACCGAUAUUGUAUUGAAGGAACCGGUGGGUCCUGCAGCAGUCAAACUGGGGAAGUUGAAUGGGGAGGUGAAGCUGGUAGAAGAAAAUGGAUGGUAUGCAGCAGUUGAAAACUCUUCCAACAAUGCCAAUUCUGUUGCUUCAUCUGAAAACAAAGUUGUUCCUACUGUGAUUUCAAGUGCCUGCUGAAUUUUAAGUGAUUACGAUUCCAUUUUGGGGUCGAUUUUUUAGGGCAGAGUUGCAGUGGGUGGGCUUCUUGACUAGUAGAGAAUAUGCUAAUUACUGUCAGCACUAACAUGGGUUAGUUUUACCUUUUCUGAUGGAUUCAUGCUUUGAAUCAGAAAGACCUCAGUGUUCUCGUAUAACUUGAUAAGAGAGAAUGGCUUCUCAGAACCUAUAAAGAUUUAAAAAUUCUUCUCUCCUAA